Ilex paraguariensis (yerba mate) is the source of this 3262-nucleotide messenger RNA. The record is from the annotation of a GenBank genome assembly. NCBI's taxonomy places the organism in Eukaryota, Viridiplantae, Streptophyta, Magnoliopsida, Aquifoliales, Aquifoliaceae.
AUGGGGAACCCAAGAUUGAAGCUUGAACAGCCAGACACCAAAAGGCCUCAAAGUCUGUCAACAUGCAGCAGUGGAAGAAGAAGCGGCGACUCCAACUCGCCGGAAUUCGAGUUUUGGAUGGUGAGAAACCCAUCUUUCCCUCAACCCAACCUCCUCUCCGCUGACGAGUUGUUUGCCGACGGCGUUCUUCUCCCUCUCCACCUCCUCCACAACCAAAACUCCGACGAUCCACCGGAUACAAACCCUGAACCACCCAACUCAGACCCACCACCGCAAAAACCUGAACCCAACUCAGAACCCAGUUCAGGCCCUGAGUUAUCAACUUCAGCAGCCAACUUGUCAUCCAACACAUUGUCUCCUUCAAAGAGAUGGAAAGACAUAUUCAAGAAGACAGAGAAGAAGAAUCUGCCUAGAAGCAACGAGGAGAGAGAAAAAGAGAAAGACAAGAAAAAAGAGCGAAAGAAUGCUGGCGGUAAUGGCAAUAACGGUGCAAGCUCGGCAGAGCUGAAUAUAAACAUAUGGCCGUUUUCUAGGAGUAGAUCGGCCGGGAAUGGUGGUACAAGGCCGAAGAUGGCCACCGGAUCGGCGGCGUCUCGGAAGGUGAGUAGUGCACCGUGUUCGAGGAGUAACUCAGCUGGUGAGUCCAAGUCCAGGAAGUGGCCGAGUAGCCCGAGUCGUGGUGGGGUCCACUUGGGCCGGAGUAGUCCGGUUUGGCAGGUCCGGCGUGGUCCUCCUGGUGGGAAGAGCUCCGGCUCCGAGGCUGUAAUCAGGAACGCUGAAAAGGGUGUUAAAAAAGAAGGAAAUGAAACUUCCAGGAUCAAAACCACCGCCACAGCCGGCGGCGGCGUCUGUGUAGGUGGUGCGGCUAAGCCUAAGGUUUUGAAUUUAAAUGUUCCGAUGUGUAUUGGGUACCGACAUCAUUUGAGUUGUAGAAGUGAUGAGAACAGUGCAGUCGGUGUCACCGCCGUGGCUGGUGACACCGGUGGUGGUCAGAGUGGCGGAGGAGUAUCCGGUGAUGGUGGGCGCGGCACCAAUCUGUUUAACUUGCGAAGCCUCUUCACUAAAAAAAGUUCCCUUGGGCAACAAGUUGCGCGUGACACCCAUCAUCACUGUCGCAGAGACUCCAUGGCUUCAACGAGGCGUCUAGCUACGACACUCCGGACUUUCCGUACAAUUGCCUCUCGCAGAACCCUAACUCCUCCUCCCAAUGGUCCAUCUCGGAGUUUUGAGCAGCACAUCCAUACCUAUGCAUCUGAAGGUCUUUGUCAGGGACCACCAAAGGAAUUUCCUGGAUUAUUUUUUGUUCCUGCUAUCUUAGCUGGAUUGGUUGGAAUCGGAGUGCUAGAUGUAGCUUAUGCAGAUGCUGAUGAGGCCAGUGCUAAAACUCCUUUGCCUCCAGAAUUGCCUACGAAUUAUGUGGACUUGGAGGAAACUGCCAGGAGAGAAAGAGUUCGAUUGGAAGAGUUGCUUAAAAGCAAAGGAAUGCGAUCCGGUUCUUAUCCUCGUUUCACUGUUGCUGUUAAGGGCCCAAAGGUCACUAUCAGAUUCCAAGUUCCUCCUACCUGUGAAAUUCCACUCCUAAUUGCAAAUCUUGUUUCACGUCUUGGAGUAAAGGUUGAAGAGCGUGGCACUGGAUUGGAUAUGUCAUUGCGGGCUUGGGAUAGUGGGGUUGCUUGGCAGCUAACACUCAGUAGUCCAGAAAAACAAAAGAAAACUGGUGAAAAUCUGGGACAGUCAAAGGAUACCAAAGCACUGGAGGGAGAGCUAUACAUUCUCAUGUUUCGGUCGCUCAUUAGCUCUGAUAAAGCAGAAAUUGAGUUCAUAAAGCAAGGGAGCUUUAGUGCCGAGGAGCUUGAUGCUUUAGUAUCCUUGUUGCAAUUAGCUGGACAACAAAGGACCUUGGAAAGAAGACCAAGGGGAGAUGCUGCCCGGUUGCCAUCUAUGGACAAAACAGUUGCUAGUCUUGAGGCAAUGGGAAUAAAGAUUUACGGACUUAAUGAACCCAAUGUGGGAUACUCAAAAACUGAAAGAUCAUGGGACAAUAUUGCUGGGUACAGUCAGCAAAAACGGGAAAUAGAAGAUACAAUAUUGUUGGCUCUACAAAGUCCUGAAGUAUAUGAUGAUAUUGCCCGUGGGACCCGGUGUAAGUUUGAGACGAACAGACCCCGGGCAGUGCUUUUUGAAGGUCCACCAGGUACCGGGAAGACAUCUUGUGCUCGUGUAAUUGCUAAUCAAGCGGGUGUCCCGUUGUUAUAUGUGCCACUGGAGGUUGUCGUGUCAAAAUAUUAUGGUGAAAGUGAACGAUUAUUAGGGAAAGUUUUUUCACUUGCCAAUGAGCUCUCUGGUGGUGCAAUUGUGUUUCUAGAUGAGGUUGAUUCUUUUGCUACUGCUCGUGAUAGUGAAACGCAUGAAGCCACACGUAGAAUUUUAUCCGUGUUAUUGCGUCAGAUUGAUGGGUUUGAGCAAGAGAAGAAAGUGGUAGUUGUUGCAGCGACCAAUAGAAAGCAAGAUCUUGAUCCUGCUUUAAUUAGUCGGUUUGAUUCUAUGAUUACUUUUGAGCUACCUGAUCAGCAGACUCGUCAGGAAAUAGCGGCUCAAUAUGCAAAGCACUUGACAAAAGCAGAAUUAACUGACUUUGCCAUGGCAACAGAAGAAAUGUCAGGACGGGAUAUCAAAGAUGUGUGCCAGCAAGCAGAGCGGCACUGGGCAUCAAAGGUUAUUCGAGGACAAGCAAAUAAAGAAGACGGGCAAGUGUCUCUUCCACCUCUCCAAGAAUAUAUCGAAAGUGCUAUAAACAGACGCAGAGCUCUUAGUGUCGCUGACCAGAUCCGAAAUCCUAAUCCUCUUGCAAAGAAACCCCAGUUUGACUUCAUAUGAGUAAUUGUUUAAAAGCCAAUUAAUUGUCCAUGUUUCGAGACGGGUGUUGCUGAUGGAACUAAUCUAUUUUAGGACCAGCCUUAAUAGUUAUGGUAAACCAAUUAGCUAUCUUGCUUCCAUAGCAUGUUUAUAUUUACUUGUUUGUCCUGUAACAUAUGAUUAGUAGAAUGCUUAUUCGAGUGAGAAUCCCCUCCCCCUCCCCCUUUCCUUUUUUUUUUUUCCCAGUAGUUGUAUAUGUGUCGAGCAAAAAACAGGACUGAAGUUUGGGAAUUGUUUUGCAAAAAUGUAGAUUUGACAAUCUGCCAUUUUUGUUUUCCAAAUUCCGUUCUAAACAGAAAUUUACACUGUCUUUUACGGUUCAAUGUUUGAACAUUGCAAGUCUAGC